Saccharomyces cerevisiae S288C is the source of this 2316-nucleotide messenger RNA. RefSeq names its product beta-glucan synthesis-associated protein SKN1 (gene SKN1). NCBI's taxonomy places the organism in Eukaryota, Fungi, Ascomycota, Saccharomycetes, Saccharomycetales, Saccharomycetaceae. The record is from RefSeq and is marked reviewed. Gene Ontology annotation, biological process: carbohydrate metabolic process; fungal-type cell wall organization; (1->6)-beta-D-glucan biosynthetic process. The transcript has a single exon. Gene Ontology annotation, molecular function: hydrolase activity, hydrolyzing O-glycosyl compounds; glucosidase activity. Bases 1 to 2316 code for a protein of 771 amino acids. Gene Ontology annotation, cellular component: membrane.
AUGUCUGUGCGAAACCUCACCAAUAAUCGUCAUUCCAACAGCGAAAAUAGUGUUUCCGGAAGCGAAAACUCCUUUUAUUCCUCGAAUGAGCAAUCAAGACAAAGCUCAUCAUUAGAACCUGCAGAUGGUCAGAACGUUAGGGUGAGCGGUAAUCCUUUCCUUGGAAGUGAAGAAUUUGACGAAGAUUAUAAUUCACCCAGUGGAGACGAUGAGCGGCGUGGGGCAAAUGAAUAUUCCAGUUCUUCAUCCAUAAAUUAUAAUAACGAUCCUAACAGCGAUACUUCUCUUCUGGCUAAUGAAAAGAACUCACCCGAGAGAAAUGGUCAAAGAAUGUCAGACUAUAAGGGCUAUUAUGCUAAGACUAACCUAACUUCUGCUAAUAACUUAAACAAUCAUAAUAACAAUAAUUAUAAGAACAUUAUAAGCAGUAGUAACGAUAAUAGUUUUGCAUCACAUUUACAGCCGCCGGACAGAAACUUACCGUCUCAUCCUUCUUCAAAUAAUAUGAGUAGCUUUUCUAACAACAGCUUAAUUAAGUCUCCACCACCUUUUGACAGAUAUCCGCUAGUAGGAACGAGGCAUAUUUCAGCGGCUCAAUCUCAGUCGCAGAACCUUAUAAAUGAAAAGAAAAGAGCGAAUAUGACUGGCUCAUCUUCUUCUGCUCACGACUCUUCAUUAUCAUCCACCAACUUAUACAUGGGCGAACAGGAUUUUUCGCCCUUUGGCGGUUAUCCAGCUUCCUUCUUUCCGUUAACGUUGGACGAAAAGGAAGACGAUGACUACAUUCAUAAUCCAAAUGUCGAGGAAGAAGCAAAGUUAGAUAGAAGGAGGUUCGUUGACGACUUCAAACACAUGGAUAGAAGAUCUUUCUUGGGGCUUCUGGGUAUUCUAUUUUUAUUUAUGGCUGGUAUAUUUAUUUUCAUUGUAUUACCUGCAAUUACAUUUUCCGGGGUAGUUUAUCAUCAUGAACAUGUUCAUGCGGCAAAUUCAGCAGGAUCGUCGUCUUCUAAUACUACAUCCAAGUCAUUGACUGAAUAUCAAUAUCCUCAACUUGCGGCUAUAAGGACAACUUUAGUUGAUCCAGACACACCUGACAGUGCGAAGACAAGAGUAGCGAAAGAUGGAUCUAAAUGGCAGCUGGUGUUUUCCGAUGAAUUUAAUGCUGAAGGUAGGACCUUUUACGAUGGCGAUGACCAGUUUUGGACAGCUCCUGACAUCCACUACGACGCUACGAAAGAUCUUGAAUGGUACUCACCAGAUGCCGUUACAACUACAAAUGGUACCUUGACGUUGAGAAUGGAUGCAUUCAGAAACCAUGACCUUUAUUACAGAUCUGGUAUGGUACAGAGCUGGAACAAACUCUGCUUUACAGAAGGUGCGUUAGAAGUUUCCGCGAACCUCCCUAAUUAUGGUCGAGUUACAGGAUUAUGGCCUGGUAUGUGGACCAUGGGGAACUUGGGCAGACCAGGUUAUUUGGCGAGUACUCAAGGUGUUUGGCCUUAUUCAUAUGAAGCAUGUGACGCUGGUAUAACACCAAACCAAAGUUCCCCAGAUGGUAUUUCUUACUUGCCGGGACAAAAGUUGAGUGUUUGUACUUGUGAUAAUGAGGAUCAUCCAAAUCAGGGAGUUGGAAGAGGCGCACCGGAAAUAGAUAUUUUAGAAGGUGAAGCUGAUACAAUUUUGGGUGUUGGUGUUGCGUCACAAUCUCUACAAAUUGCUCCAUUUGAUAUAUGGUACAUGCCCGAUUAUGACUUCAUCGAAGUUUAUAAUUUCACCACAACAACUAUGAAUACUUACGCUGGUGGGCCUUUUCAACAAGCUGUCUCAGCAAUAUCCACUUUAAAUGUAACAUGGUAUGAAUUUGGGGAGGAAGCAGGUUAUUUUCAAAAGUAUGCCAUUGAAUAUCUCAAUGAUGACGACAACGGAUAUAUUCGUUGGUUUGUGGGAGAGAACCCUACUUUCACACUAUAUGCUACUUCUUUACAUCCUAGUGGUAAUAUUGACUGGAGGAGAAUAAGUAAGGAGCCAAUGUCAGCGAUUUUAAACUUAGGUAUUUCCAACAACUGGGCCUAUAUCGACUGGCAAUAUAUAUUUUUCCCGGUGACAAUGUCAAUAGAUUACGUCCGAUUAUACCAGCCGAAGGGUUCUACGUCCAUUACUUGUGAUCCUGAGGACUACCCGACAUAUGAUUAUAUCCAAAGCCAUCUAAAUGCAUAUUAUAACGCCAAUUUAACUGAUUGGGAACAGGCUGGAUAUACUUUCCCAAAAAAUAUUCUAACAGGAGGUUGUAGUAGUUCAAAAUUCUCAUUAUCCUGA